Messenger RNA from Prunus armeniaca (apricot), 348 nucleotides. The record is from the annotation of a GenBank genome assembly. NCBI's taxonomy places the organism in Eukaryota, Viridiplantae, Streptophyta, Magnoliopsida, Rosales, Rosaceae.
AUGCCUAGUUUCUUGAUUGCGAGUUCUCUUGCCAAGCGCAGGUCGGCGAGCAAUGCCUCGUAUUCUGCCUUGUUGUUCGAAACCGGGAAGCCAAGCGUAAUAUUUUGCUCCAACAGGGUUCCAUCUGGUGUGGUGAUGACGACACCCGCUCCAGCUCCCUUUCAGUUCGACGCUCCGUCUACGCGCAAUUGCCACAUGUCACUGGGUUGGCUUGGUUUAGCGGAGGUCCCGUCUGCUUUUGAACUUUCCUUCUUUUUGUUGACCAAUUUCUCUUCUUCGACUGAUGGGGUGAAUUCUACUACGAAGUCUGCUCAAGCCUGGGUUUUUAUUGCAGCUUUUGGCCUAUAG